This is a messenger RNA of Apiotrichum porosum, 1278 nucleotides long. RefSeq lists its product as uncharacterized. Lineage: Eukaryota; Fungi; Basidiomycota; Tremellomycetes; Trichosporonales; Trichosporonaceae. The record is from RefSeq and is a predicted model, not a curated record. The transcript has 2 exons. The coding region runs from base 1 to 1278 and encodes 425 amino acids.
AUGCUCAGACGAAGCAAGCGCCUCCAGCGAGCGCGUCCCGCCACUGCCACUGAUGACCCUCCGACACUCCUCCCUCACCUGCCACCCGAGGUGUGGAUGAUGAUCUGCGGCUUCCUCGGUCAAGAGAGCAGGCCGCACCUCGACAACGUUGAGAUACCUGAAAAUAUCCACACAGACGCCCAAACGGUCUCCUGCGAAGCGCGGGCGGCACUGGCCUGCGUUAUGCGCACAGCACAGGGCCUGUACCAUAUCGCAGGCAGGGAGCUGUACCGCCGUCUGGAUCUCAAGUCGUCGUCGUUUACCAAAGUCGUGGCAGGUUUCUUCGACCUCCCUCCCCCCCAAAACGUAUUAUCCUCCUUGGCGAUGGGCAGCAGAGAAACGAGACAGCACAUUCUCUCGCCUGCGAACCGCAAAUGCCAGCUGUUCAAGUAUGUCAAACACCUCAACAUUGUCGACCUUGUAGCGUGGUCAAAGGAGCAACAAGACCUCUUGGACCUCGGACAGUGUUUCCUCGGCUAUCCCCUGCUCGGGAAUGGCACCAAAGUACGCAUCUUCCCCAACCUCGAAGUUGUCACCAUUCGACCAAGCGUCCACAUCGAGCUCGCGGACCUGUACUGGCGGGGCCAUUUCCGCCCACCUUUUCUACAUUUCCUCGCUCGCGAACGGCCACGCCGCGCUUGUGUCGCCUACCCAACUGUCUGGGGACGUGCAUCGUAUCCGGGACCCAUACGAGAAUGCAACCUGCCGACCUGCGUUGGUGGCAAGUGCGUCAACGAGCGGCGACACCCGAACGACUCGCCAUGGACGCUGUUCGCCGGCGAGAGCGUCGACGACCGGAACCGGAAACGAUACGACUCGCUCCAGUCGGGGAUCGGUUCGUGCUGGCUACAGUGGCUGUGCGAGCACUGGCAGCUCGACAGCCUCACGUUACAUCACUGGUGGAUGGUUGCCGGCCCAUGCUUCCGCGUCAAGAACCUGCGCCUGUUCGCCGCCCUCGACGGCAUCAGCGACAUGUGGUGCUGGGCCACACCGUACUCCCUGCGGUUCCUCGCGGGCGAGCACGAAGCCGAGUGCGGCGGUGCGCCCACGACCGGGCGGACAGCGGAACAGCAGCCGGAACACGUCGAGAUUGCCAAUGUCGGCCUCAACGUCCUCCUCUGCGGCUGUCUACUCACCUAUGUCCAAGCGCUGGACGCGUACAAGGACGCCAUGAGCCGGCAUUUCGCAAACGAGCCGUUCUCGCUGAGCAUGCCGCAUUGGUGGGACGCGCCGCCAUAG